This is a messenger RNA of Knipowitschia caucasica, 552 nucleotides long. The record is from the annotation of a GenBank genome assembly. NCBI's taxonomy places the organism in Eukaryota, Metazoa, Chordata, Actinopteri, Gobiiformes, Gobiidae.
AUGCACCAGGACCCCCCUCCCUCCCCCUCUCUCACCCUUCCUCCCCCUCCUUCCCCCUCUCUCACCCUUCCUCCCCCUCUCUCAUCCCUCUCCAGCCUCUCUCACCCCUCCCUCCCCUUCCCUCCCUCCCCUUCCCUCCCCCUCUCUCACCCCUCCCUCCCUCCCCUUCCCUCCCCCUCCCUCCCACCCCUUCCCUCCCCCUCUCUCACCCCUCCCUCCCCAUUCCUCCCCCUCUCUCAGCCUUCCCUCCCUCCCCUUCCCUCCCCCUCCCUCCCCCUCUCUCACCCCUUCCUCCCCCUCUCUCAUCCCUCUCCAGCCUCUCUCACCCUUCCCUCCCCCUCCCUCCCCCUCUCUCACCCCUUCCUCCCCCUCUCUCAUCCCUCUCCAGCCUCUCUCACCCUUCCCUCCCCCUCCCUCCCCUUCCCUCCCCCUCCCUCCCUCCCCUUCCCUCCCCCUCUCUCACCCCUCCCUCCCCCUCCCUCCCUCCCACCCCUUCCCUCCCCCUUUCUCACCCCUCCCUCCCCCCACGCUCUGGAGAACACAACGCACUAA